Molecule: messenger RNA, 3389 nt
Organism: Chironomus riparius
Lineage: Eukaryota; Metazoa; Arthropoda; Insecta; Diptera; Chironomidae
Source: the annotation of a GenBank genome assembly
CGAAUACAUCGAAAAUCCGUGCCUUCAUUUAUUAUUUGUUCAUUCUAAUUUUUAUUUUAAAGAAAGUAUUUCAUUCAAUAUAUUUCCGUAUUAAAAUUGUUUUAAGCGGAUUAAACAAGAUUAAGAAGCAUGUUGUUUGUUAUGUUGAUACUUUGAACUCGGAAUGAUCAUCCAUAAAAGCGGUUAUAGCGAGCAUGUCAUUAUCUUUCGAAUAAUAAGUUAAUCGAUUGAUAAGUAUUUUUGUGUGUGAUAAUUCUUGGUGAAAUAAAAAUUAAUGUCACGUGUAGAUUGAUAGAUAGACGACAUAAUGAAACCGUUGGAUAAACAAGGAAGUUACAUAUAGAGUGUACAAAUCGCAUUGAUAAAAUUCGCUAAACCACAAUGAUAACAAAAAGUAUUUGUUAUUUUACUGCUCACAAUCUUCGAGUCAAGUCGCUCAUCUUCAAAUUCAUACGCAUUAAUUCAAUAAACAAGAGAAAGUGUCACAAGAAGCUUAAUUUUUUAUGUAAAUAGACUAAGAAUAAAACUAUCAUCCUCUUCAAUCAUUUAUAAAUAUAUGAUUACAUCGCGUGUGUGCUUACAAAUGUGAUCAAGUGCAAGUGUGAUAAAAUAAACUUAUUAUCAGGCAAUAAAAGACUAUCUCAAGAUACAAAAAAAAAAUGUCAAAGGACGUAAAAAGUAUAUCAUAUAUAUACAAAAGAAAGAAAUCAGGGACAGGAUCAUGGAAAUGGAGCAUUGUUCUAGCAUAUGGAGCUGCCAAUCUAUUAAUUAUUCCAUGCUUGACAAGUUUCGGCCUAAUAUUUAAAGACAAAUUUAAGGAACUGAAUUUUAGUGCGAUUGAAGCGACCUUAAUUCUUAAUUUGAAUUCAGCACUCGGAAUGACGCUUGGCCUAUUUAAUGGAGUUCUACUCAAAACUUUUGGAUUUAGAAAAAUUGCUUUUAUUGGUGGAACUUUAUUUUCAGCAGGAAUUACUUCUACAGCAUUUGCCACCACAUUUCAUCAUUUCCUAAUAACUUACAGCAUAAUAGCAUCUAUCGGAAUGGGAUUGUGUUCAUCGUCUUUUCAAUUAGCUUUAAAUACUUACUUUAGAGACGAUCGGAAUAAGGCGUUUGGAAUUGGAGCGACUAUAACAGGAUUUGGUCCAAUUUUGUUUCCACAUUUGAUAUCAAACCUUUUGAAUAUUUAUGGUUCUCAAGGCUGUAUUUUAAUUAUCGGAGGCUUAACUAUGAAUAUAGUUUGUGCAGCUCUCCUUCUGAGGCCUUAUAAUUUGACUGAGAAUAGCGAAAGUAAAGCAUUAAAUGCUAGUAAUGCUGAGAAUGGAAGCAUGUACAAGCCAACACCAUCUUUAAGUAAAAACUCAACACAUCUUGGUUCGUUGGAAACAAUUUCUGAUGCUGAAGGCGAAUAUCUUGAAACAUGUCCAAUUUUUCAUGAUGUUGAUACACAGAGUAUUUAUGGCUUUGAUGUUGUGCUGCAUCCUCUAACAAAUAGUGAUGAAAUUAUAUGGAAGGACUUGGAUUACAAGUUUAAGCCAAGACCGAUAGUUCGUUCUCAAAGUGAGCAUCAUAUAAGGCAACGAGUAGACAGCAUAGGCGCUGUAUCAAGUAAUGACGAUGAAGUUUUUGAAGAAGAACAGCCACAAUCUAACAAAAGAUGGUUUGAAAGUGGAUCUAUUGUGUCUGUCAACCUUGGUAGCUCAAUUGGAAUAUUUCAUGAAGAAGAAAAGGCUUUUAAUAUUCGAAAGAGUCAGUCAAGAAUGAGAGUUUUUGAUGAUAAAAGCUUUUUAGGUCGAAGAGCUUCAUUGCUCAAAAUGAAUUUAUUACAGCGAAGAGCAACUGUCGCGGCGAUUCCUGAAAAUGACUUACCAAGAAUUGAAGAAGAACCGCUGACGCCAAAGCCUCUUCAAAAAAAGCUUGAACCUGUUCAUCAUCAUCAUCCACAACCACCAGUUACAAGUACAACAGUUCAGCAACCUAUUAAAAAGAAAACUACAAUCUGUGAUCACAUACGAAAUGGUUGGAAACGAUUUGUCAAAGUUUUCGACCUCGGCUUACUUAAUGACAAGAUUUACUUGAAUAUAAUGGUUGGCAUAUCGUUUGCGAUAUUUGCUGAAAUUAACUUCUCCUUACUCACACCAUUCAUACUCAAUGAAUUCCAUUAUACGACAGAGCAUAUAGCAACAUUUAUGUCAAUUUUAGCAACUGUAGAUAUUUUUUGUAGAUUUAUUUCGCCUUUUAUUGGAGAUUAUUUUAAACAACCAGCUAGAAUUAUGUUCAUGUAUGCACUUUUUAUGCUUAUUAUUAUGAGAACAAGCUUAAUUUGUACAAACUCAUAUCAAGGGAUAUUAAUUAUAGCAAUUGGAAUGGGGUUAGCAAAAGGAGUUCGUCAAGUGUACAUGAGUUGUAUUAUUCCAAGCUACAUUCCUCUUGAUCGAUUAGCUGCUGCCUCAGGUAUUCAAAUGGUUGCCAACGGAAUCGUCCUACUUUCUAUGGGAUCUUCUAUUGGUAUCUUUCGAGACUUAUUUGGAAGCUACAAAGUUGUUGUGAUUUUCAUCAAUAUUGUGACUUUUAUAACUCUCGUUUUGUGGACGACUGAGUUGAUUUAUAUGAAACAUAUGAAUUCUAAACGUGCCAAAGAAAUGGAACAAAAUCAAAUACCUGAGCUGUGUAAAUUUGAUAUAGAAGUCAAUUGAAUUAUGUUAUUUAUUGUUAAAUUAAAUGAACUAUAAUUAGUAGCCCUCGAAAUAAAGAAUUAUGAAGUCAAAACAUAAGUGCAGUUUACUUCAGGACUCAAUUUCCCACUUACCAAAAUUACUUCCGAAUGACUCAUGGAUUGCAAAAUUAUCACGUCGAAUCAACAAGUUAUUUCUAGUAUCCAUAAACCAUCCAGAAGUGUUUACAUAUUUGAAGAGCAGCACAGCAAUUGAGAAGGAAAGCAAGCGCCAAGUUGAUUCAAAAUAUUUCAUUAUUCAUCCUCUAUCAGAGUUCCGUAAAUACUGGAAUAUUAUCAUUUUCGUGACAAUUUUUGUACACCAGUUAUUGACAGCAUUUUCGGUCGGUUUUUUCAUGGAUUUAUCAGGUUCAACUGUUUACACUCUAUUUGCAAUUGAUGGGAUCAUGUGCUUGCUAUUAUGGAUUGAGAUUAUUAUUUCUUUCCGGACUGGAUUUAUUGUGAAAGAGACAAAUGAAAUUGUUUUGGAUCCGAAGAUUAUUGCAAGGAAAUACAUGAUAAAAUUCGUACCUGAUGUCAUUACAUCCAUUCCGUACAUUUUAAUAAUUACAAGCUUACAUUUUGAAGAGAAUAAUUCGCUAAUUACAGAAUCGACAGUUGCUAGCAUGCUAAUUUUAUUCAUUUUGUGUUUGUAUCGUUUUAAUCGGUUCCAUUCAUA